This is a messenger RNA of Corylus avellana, 3864 nucleotides long. Lineage: Eukaryota; Viridiplantae; Streptophyta; Magnoliopsida; Fagales; Betulaceae. The record is from RefSeq and is a predicted model, not a curated record.
AUUGGCGAUUUGAAACAUCUACGGUACCUUGACCUUUCUUACACUAAUAUUAGAGGUUUGCCUGAAUCAACAACCACUCUAUGCAACUUACAGACAAUGAUUCUGAAGAAAUGUUCUUAUCUAAAGAAAUUGCCGUCAAAUUUGGGCAACCUGAUCAACUUGCGCCACCUCAACAUUCUCGGUGCAAUUAAGCUGGAAGGAAUGCCUCCUCAAAUAGGUAAAUUAACUCAUCUCCGAACAUUGUCUAAUCUAAUUGUGGGAAAAGGCAGCUGCUUCACUUUAAGAGAGCUAGGUUCUUUGUUGCAUCUUCGCGGAACACUCAUCAUCUCACAAUUGGAGAAUGUCACUGAACCCAGGGAUGCAAGCGAUGCUAAGUUAAUUGAAAAGACUGAUCUUAUUGCGUUGUGCUUGGAAUGGAGUAACAGAUUGGAUGAGUCACUCGACAGAACAAGUGAAUUUGAGGUACUCAACAUGCUACAACCUCACAAGACUUUGAAAGAGCUCACUAUCAAGUGUUAUGGUGGUAUGAAAUUUCCAACUUGGUUAGCAGGUCAUUCAUUUUCUCAUAUGGUGGCUUUAACAAUUGAAAAUUGUAAAAUGUGCACGUCAUUGCCACCAGUGGGCCAACUACAAUCACUCAAACACCUUUUCAUUAAAGGCACGGCGAGGGUGAAGAAUGUCGGUCAUGAGUUUUAUGGGGUUAGUUGCUCACAACCUUUUGAAUCCUUGGAAACUUUGUGUUUCAACAAUAUGGAAGAAUGGGAGAACUGGAUCCCUAAUCAAGAGUUUAGAAACCUGCGUAAGCUUUCCAUUACAAAUUGUCCCAAGUUGUUGGGGAAGUUACCUAACCAUUUUCCUUUACUAGAAAAUGUUUUGGUACGAUACUGUCCGAGGUUGGUGGUUUCAAUUUCAAGCUUUCCUGAGCUUUGCAGACUACAAAUUGAAGGAUCCGAAGGGGUGAUGCGUGAAAAUAAGGUUGUCUUCAACUCACUAAAUUCCAAGUCCUUUUCAACAAUUUCAGAAUUCAAAUCUCCAAUAGAAGGGUUUAUUCUCGAAGGACUAACACAUGUAGAAAAACUAAAUAUUGAAAAUUGUGAGGAGUUGACACAUUUGUGGUCAAAUGAUGUGGGAUUAUUACAAUCCCUCCCACGUCUUUGUAACUUGAAGAUUUGGAAACCAUUUUCUUCGGCAGAAGAAGCAAAAGAGCAACCAAAACAGGGUAUGCCAUCCACCCACAAUGGCAUGGAAUUUUUACCCAAGGAAAUCAUGUACAACAACACGUGUAUUGAGCGCAUUGAGAUUAGUGGAUGUGAUUCACUGAAGCACUUUGCAAUAGGCCAGCUACCUCCAAUACUUAAGCGGCUAUGCAUACAGAAUUGCAAGAGUAUGAUAAUUUUACUUGAUGAGGAUGAUGCCAAUAGUUGCAGUACUAGCACAUCUCUUCUUGAGUUCUUGGAGAUUUGGAAGUGUCCAUCCCUCAAAUUCUUAACAUCUAGCGUAGAAUUAUUGGCAACACUUAAACACCUCGAUGUUAAAGAUUGUGGACAGCUGGAGUCAAUAGCGAAAAGUGGAGAAUUGCCUGCAACACUUCAACACCUUGAGAUUCUGGAAUGUGGACAGCUGGAGUCAAUAGCGAAAAGUGAAGAAUUGCCUGCAACACUUCAACACCUUGAGAUUUUGGAUUGUUCAAAGCUGGAGUCAAUAGCGAAGAGCUUCCAUCACAACUCGUCUCUUGAAAAGAUUCAAAUUAGGUGGUGUAAAAACCUUAAAUCCUUACCCACGGGCAUACACACCCUCAGCCAUCUAGACACGAUUGAAAUUCGUUCGUGUCCAGCUUUUGUUUCCUUCCCAGACGAAGGGUUGCUCCCUAGCAACCUUAGAGAGUUAACGAUUGAUGAUGAUAUUGCCCUACCUAACUGCAUUCACAACAUCACCUCACUUCAAAAUUUAUACAUUUGGAGGUGGAGUCCAAGCGUGGCAAGCGUGGUAUCAUCCUUUUCGGAAGAGGGUUUUCCCGCCAACCUAACAUCACUUACAAUUGGGAAUUGCAACUUCACUGAGGCCUUGCUUGAAUGGGGGCUGCACAGGCUUACCUCUCUUCAACAUCUUUCUAUUACAGGUGGAUGUCCUAAUGUGGAGUCCUUUCCAGCUGAGAAGAUGUUGCCUGCAUCUCUUACUACCCUCACCAUCUCAAGCUUCCCCAAUCUGAAAAAUCUGCCUUCCCUUCGAAACCUCACCUCUCUUGAAAAACUGUAUAUCGAAGAGUGUGAAAAUCUCACAUCCUUUCCAGAGGAUGGCUUGCCUCCCUCACUCCAGGAACUCAGCAUCAAAAGCUUCCCCAAUCUGAAAAAUCUGCCUUCCCUUCGAAACCUCACCUCUCUUGAAAAACUGGAUAUCGUUAAGUGUGAAAAUCUCACAUCCUUUCCAAAGGAUGGCUUGCCUCCCUCACUCCCGGAACUCACCAUCAGAAGAUUCCCCAAUCUGAAAAAUCUGCCUUCCCUUCGAAACCUCACCUCUCUUGAAAAACUGGAUAUCGAAGAGUGUAAAAAUCUCAAAUCCUUUACAAAGGAUGGCUUGCCUCCCUCCCUCCAGAGACUCAAAAUUAAAGACUGUCCUCUGUUGAAAGAACGCUGCAAGAAGGAUAAAGGACAAGAGUGGCCCACGAUAGCCCACAUCCCUUGGGUUGAGAUUGAUAAUAGGUUCAUCUAUGACUCAGAAGAGGAGGAAUCAAAGUGAAGGGCCCCCCUACACUCAGUUGCUCUGUUUUAUUUAGAUGCUAGAGAAGUGCCAAGGAACAAAUCCAAGAGCCGUGGGCGGGUCCACUAUGCAAGUCAUCGCCAUGAGCCACACAUCACGCUGUUCAAGAGGCCUCUAAACUGUUAGUAGCAGGAGGAGAACAUGCGUCAUCCCCCACAAAUAUACUUGUAAUCUCUCCAACUAGACUUCAUAUUUUCCUAAGAAACAAUCUGGAUGUUUUGGAACUUAGAACAGGUGUUUGUUGAAUUGCCUCAGCGACCAAGCAGAGAGUGAAAGCCUUCGAACAUUGAAUUUUUUCAUUACUAUGAGUGCCUUUGUUGGCUUGACAAAAGAGAAGAAACCUUUGGAACCCGAAGUGUUCAAUGAAGAAAAUGUUGGUCCUGAACAGGAUAAUGAUGGAAAUAUUUUGCUCCUUUGUUUUUUAUGGUUUAUUCAUUGAUUAAAAAAAAGGGAAUUAACUUUAUUGCAUUGAAGGAACCGUGCUGAUCUAGUUACAUUUCUCUCAGCGUCUUUCAAGCAAAAUUGGUAUGGAGAAGAGGAGGGAUUAUCUUUAUGUAGUAUUCCCAGGAACAAACUGAUCCAGAUUAUGAAUAUAAAGAGUUUCAACCAGAAGAAGACUUCCCCAAUCACCCUCACUUUCACGGCACUUCUUCUACACUCAGCAGCCCACACAAGGCCAGCCUCUCAACUCUCAAUGCAAUCUGAUUGCUGCUUCCCAAUACAAGAUGAAGGCCGCCAUUUGUCAAGUAUUCCUGCAUGUCAGAUGUCCAUGUUUUCUGCUGGCUUUCAUCUCAGCUCAGCACACAAUUGUCCAGCUUCCAUGCGCUUUGUUUUCCUCUUGGUUUUUCUGUUAUGUAAUUUAAUAUGUUCAUUGUUUUCUGUUAUGUAUUUCAGUCCUCUCUUCUCUCGUAAAAACACACGAACCAUUUGGCUAUAUAAAUACAUGGUACUGCACUGUUAUUGGUUAUGUAACCAAAACAGUUUUCCUCUAAUCUUUCAAUUAUAUGUUUAUUCUCAUAUAACCAGAGUAGUUCGAGUAUAUGUUUAUUCUCAUAUACCAUCGUUGCGCCCUUUUGCGCUUUUAAUGAGAUUGCAUAUAUUAGAUGA